Molecule: messenger RNA, 1452 nt
Organism: Fulvia fulva
Lineage: Eukaryota; Fungi; Ascomycota; Dothideomycetes; Mycosphaerellales; Mycosphaerellaceae
Product: Prostatic acid phosphatase
Exons: 3
Coding region: 1-1452 (483 amino acids)
Biological process (GO): dephosphorylation
Molecular function (GO): phosphatase activity
Source: RefSeq, a predicted model, not a curated record
AUGUUGACCUCUGCAGCAAUCGCCCUCACUGCCGUUGCGCCUCUGGUAGCCGGCCAGAACACUGAGACGGUCCUUGGUGUAUAUAUGUUCCACCGUCAUGGCGACAGGACAGCAAAGUCUACGCCGCCGGCCAACUUGACCGAUCUAGGAUACAGCCAAGUCUACACAUCAGGACAGUACUACCGAAACCGCUACAUUGCUUCCAACGCAAGCCUACAGAUCAAUGGCAUCAACUCCGAUAUCGUCAAGCAGAGUCAGAUUGCUGUCAGCGCACCGGAUGAUACAGUCUUGCAGAACUCCGCAAUGGGCUUCUUGCAAGGGUUGUACCCUCCAGUUGGCGAGAGUCUGGGCACUGCAACCCUCCGCGACGGCACCAACGUGACUGCGCCAAUGAACGGCUACCAGCUCAUCCCGGUCGACCAAGUCAGCCAUGGCACCGGCAGCGAAGACAGCGGCUGGCUUCAAAGCACGUCCAACUGUGCCAAAGCCUCAAUUAGCUCGAACGAGUACUUCUCCAGCGCAGAGUACCUCAACGACCUCGAUCACACUCGCGACUUCUACCAAAGUCUCCUCCCCGUGGUCAACGCGACCUUCGACGAGAGCGAAGACACUUUCAAGAAUGCAUACACCAUCUACGACCUCAUCAACGUAGCCACGAUCCACAACCGCACGAUCCCUUCCUCCGAUCUCCUCACGCCGGAUACGCUACGCCAACUCCGCACCCUCGCCGAUACCCACGAAUGGAACCUCGCAUUCAAUGCUUCGGACAACAUGCGCGCCAUCGCCGGCAAAACCCUCGCAGCCCAAGUAGUCCAAUUCCUCAACGGCACAAUCACCGGUCAAGGAAAACAAAAGAUCGGAGUCCAAUUCGGCGCAUACGCGACGUGCGCUUCGUUCUUCGGGCUUGUGGACUUGCCGGCUGCGGAUAAGGACUUCUAUGGCGUGGCGGACUAUGCUAGUGCCAUGACGUUUGAGCUGUUCACGAAUUCUUCAACCGCUGUUAGCGCGACGAGUUACCCGACUGCGGAGGAGAUGUACGUCCGCUUCCUCUUCCACAAUGGCACGACGAAUAGCUCCUCUGAGCCUACGGCGUAUCCGCUCUUCGGCACACAGCAGGAGACCAUCAGCUGGAAGGAUUUUGCGAACGAGAUGGGCAAGUUUGCGAUUGGGGAUACGAAGGAUUGGUGCAAUGCUUGUGGGAACUUUACGGGUACUUGUGCGGCUUAUGCCCCUGAUAGUGCUUCCACAAGCCAGACUGGUGAAGGUGGAAGCGGAAGUGGUAAUGGCUUGAGCCCGGUUGUCAAUGGUGUUAUUGGAGCUAUGGUUACGUUGGCGGUUGUGCUGGGACUGGAGGCGUUGGUGCUCGCGCUUGGUGGGCUCAGGGUGGUGAGGAAGACGAGGGCGCGGAGUCCUGUGGGGAGUAUGGUGGAGAGUGGUGCUGGGAAGGCUUGA